UCGUCGGGAAAGGAAUGAAAGCAUGGCCAAAAAGAAGUCGAAAAAGAAAGUCAUAAAUAAGUUAGUUCUUGAUGAAGACAAUAAUGAAGAAGAAAAACGUGUAGAAUUUCAUGAAAUGGGACUUGAUGACCGUUUGCUAAAGGAUAUCGCAAAACUUGGCUGGGAAAAACCAACGGUCAUACAAGAGCAGGCUAUUCCAAUGAUUCUUGAGGGUAAAGAUGUUCUGGCUCGAGCAAGGACUGGUUCUGGGAAGACAGCAGCUUUUGUUGUGCCUCUCAUCCAGAAAAUACUGCUUCGGAAACAGAGAACUGAAGAGCAAUAUGUCUCAACAUUGGUGUUGACACCUUCAAGAGAACUUUGCCGGCAAGCUUACUCUAAUAUUCAGGAUUUAUCCAGCAGCUGUUCAAGAGAGGUCAAAUGUGCAGAUGUGUCAGGUCAGGUCAACAUCAAGGCACAAAGGUCGAUUUUGAUGGAGAAACCGGACAUAGUUGUGGGAACACCUGGCCGUAUCCUUCAACACCUACAAUGCAGCAAUUUAGAUCUCAAGGAGUCGCUAGAAAUGCUGGUGAUCGAUGAAGCUGAUUUAGUUUUCUCAUUUGGUUACGAGUCAGACCUCAAAGCUCUUCUAGAAUACCUCCCUAAAAUCUACCAGUCUGUACUUAUGUCAGCAACUCUUAGUGAAGAAGUAUUAACACUGAAGAAACUUGUCCUGCAUAACCCAGUGAUCUUAAAACUGGAGGAUUCUGAUUUACCAGACACUGAUCAGCUGAUGCAAUACCAUGUGAAGUGCUGUCAAGCUGAUAAGUUUUUGCUCAUCUUCACGUUACUCAAGUUGAAGCUUAUUCGAGGAAAGACAAUCAUUUUUGUAAAUACAAUCGACAGAUGUAUCAGAUUAAAACUUUUCUUGGAACAGUUCAAAAUAUCUAGUUGCGUUUUGAACUCCGAACUUCCUGUGAACUCGCGUUGUCAUAUUGUAAAUCAGUUCAACAGUGGACUUUAUGACAUCAUCAUUGCUUCAGAUGAAAGUGUCCUAUUGGACACCAAAAGUCAUGUGACAGACCAAGAAAAGCCACGGAGGGAUAAGAGGAAAAAUAGAGCCAAGGAAUAUGGUGUAUCAAGGGGUAUAGACUUCCAAAAUGUUUCCAAUGUUAUCAAUUUUGACUUCCCUCCAUCCCUCAAGGCAUACAUCCAUCGAGUAGGAAGGACAGCAAGAGGUGAUCAACUAGGAACAUCUCUGUCUUUUGUUGGUGAAAAUGAAUUAGAAGUAUUUAAUGAAAUAGAGGGUGCCCUUCAGUCAGGUGAAAGUGCCUCUUCAUUGAAGCCCUAUCAAUUUAGGAUGUCUGAAAUAGAAGGCUUUCGGUACAGGGCACAGGAUGCAUUAAGAGCUGUGACGAAAGUAGCAGUGAAGGAAGCGAGGUUAAAGGAGAUAAAGUCUGAGAUUUUAAACUCCAAGAAGCUCAAAACAUACUUUGACGACAACCCGCGAGACUUGAAGCUGUUACGUCACGACAAAGCAUUGCAUUCUGCCAAGGUUCAUUCAGAGUUGUCCACCGUUCCGGAUUACCUAGUGCCAAAAGCCUUGAAAGGCAGCAAUAUAUCAUACUCACGGAAACGUGCAAACCCUGACGCAGGUAGCAGACGUGCAGAAACAAAGGCCAUUAGAAUAAAGAAAAAGAAGGAAGAAAAUCCAUUGAAAAGUUUCAAAUUCAAACGUUCAAGUCAAACAUGAAUAUACUGUAUGUUCACAUUGGUUGUUGAUUUUGUCAAGCAUUUUAGCUAACUCUGCUCUAAACAAGGUCAAUAUUCCAUGGAAGCUAUAGCAUCAUUGGUGGUCGUGUAAUUGACACUGGAGUAGAGGCUUGUCUCCCAAACAACUGCUGCAUUCUAAUGCACCUGUAGUCACAGCUUCACAAGUUGUGAAAUGCGUUCCACUGCAGUGCUUAGCCAACCAGUGAUCACGAUUUAACUUUGAGCAAUUACAAAACUGUAAAAUUAUAUUUUGCACUUUUAAAACAAUAGAUGAAUUAAAUAUUAUAAAAUGUUUAAAAUUGUUCAAUUUAGGAGUGAAAUUAUCCGGCUGUACAUUAUGAAUUUAUCGCACCUCUGAAUUUGGUGUACUGUAGGUAGUAAAUAAUAUUUGCGCAUGCAUAUUUUUAUUUACAUUAAAACACAUUUUAUGUUGCAAGAACCAUUGAUCACCGGUUGUGCUCACAGGUGCACUGGAAGGUGGCUUAUGUUUUAAAGAUAUACUGUUCAUCAUAAAAUUUAUGUAAAGAUAUAAAUAUCAUAUUUUUAUGCAUCUGUAAAUCACUCAAAUACUGUAUACAGAGCAAUUGAAAUACUGUAUUGAAUUUUAUUUCUCAAAAUUACAAUUAACAGUAAUACUCUGUGAGAAAACUUCAAAGAUAAACUAAUAUAGUGAAUACAUUUAAUUUAAAUGUAAUGAGAUAAAAAUUAAUAUUACAAGUCAAUCAUGACAUCAUCCUUGUAACUCCAACAUUAGUUUCCUAUCCCAAAACUAAGCACUAAUUUUUCAUUAGUGCAGUGUUUGGCUGAAUUUUUUUUAGUUUUGUGUGCAAAAGGUAAAUUUUCAAAGGAGGGUACAAAAAUAUUUUUUAUUUCACAAUGUUGACAGGCUAAAAAUAUAUAGCAUUACCAGUCUAUUAAGGUAUUUAUUGACGAGCGAAUUGCUAUGUUCUGUAAUGUUGGACCACAGUUGGAUAGGGCACCAUUUUGGCUAUUAUGGGUUGUAGAUACGGUCGGGAAAUUAUCAUAUAUGUAGAAUAGUAAGCUUUUGAUCACAGAAACAGGUUCUUAGGACAAAUUCACUCAUCCGUAAUCACCAAGUUCUCUGCACAAUGAAGAUUCAGCCUAAACCACUUCUAAUAAUUCUGGCAUGCGCGAUUCUACCAAGAUCUUGCCAUCAUCACGCAAACAAAAUUUCCACAACAAGUUGCCUUAUUCCAAAUAAAAAAAGAACAAUCAUGUCUCGCAUAUUUUCUUAAGCCUAAUAAGCUUGGUUUUCCAUACAAUUGGUACAUGCUAUCGCCAACAGCUUUCGGUGGAUGCUGAUUGGUCGGUCAAAUCUGGGAGCCUUCCCGAUUGCGUCAGGGACUGCAGUAUAACAAUUUCACUGAUAACACUGUAGCGACAGUGUAGUGAUUUUAUGGAAACCAGGCUAUACAUUAAGUUGUUGAGUCCAGGCUAUGAAUCCAGUAAACAAUAAAGUAAAAUUGUUUGUUCA
Anneissia japonica is the source of this 3244-nucleotide messenger RNA. Its product is annotated as probable ATP-dependent RNA helicase DDX56. The record is from RefSeq and is a predicted model, not a curated record. NCBI's taxonomy places the organism in Eukaryota, Metazoa, Echinodermata, Crinoidea, Comatulida, Comatulidae. The transcript is spliced from 13 exons. Gene Ontology annotation, molecular function: ATP binding; nucleic acid binding; RNA helicase activity. Bases 23 to 1729 code for a protein of 568 amino acids. Gene Ontology annotation, cellular component: nucleolus.